AUGAGCAAAGACUCGUCUUUUGAAAUGGAGAAUGUUAUUGAAGUCAAAAAGAAGAAAUCAAUUACUUCCAAAAGUUCAGAUGUGGAUUCUUUAGAAUCCAUUAGAACCGAAAUCCCAUUUCAAGGAAGUUUUAUGGGUUUGAGGAACUCAUUAGAUGAUGAGUUUUCAAAAUUUGAGUUGCAGGAAUCCAUGGAAAACAUUCAUAACAUUGAAGAUGAUGACAUGGAUGAUGCUAUUGAAAAGCAAGAAAAUUACUUUCAAGAAGUCGAUCCAAUACCUAUCCCGGGCCCACCUGGAUCUUUCCUCCCUCCUAGCCCUGGUGGAGAUAUAAUUUCUGAUCAACUUCAACCCAAUAAUUCAUCUUUGACCUCUACAAUAAGUAGACUUCAAUCAACCCAAGAUCAUCAUCCUCAUCAUCAUCAACAUCAUGAUCAUAUGAUAAACAUGGACUUCAUGUCCGAAUCUCCAAAUUCAACCAUCUCAAGUCCCAGUUUCAUAAGAUCUGAUGACAAAUUCUUUCCAAGAUUUACUUCCAUACAAGAUCCCAUGGCUUCUUCUUCUUCUUCUUCUUCUUCAACAUUCAAGAAUGAUCACCAUUGCUGUUGUUCUAGAAAAGAAUCCGUUUUUCCUAAAAAUACUUCUUCAUAUCCUCAAGAAUCAGUUGUUUCAAGGAAUGAAUCGAUAAAGAUUCCGGUUUAUGAAUCUGCUGUUACUGCACCUGUUCUCAGGCUAAUGGGAAAAAAUUUGACUAUGGUCAACACAAAUGAUCAUAUUGUUGACCAAUUUAUACCUCCUUCUUGCUCAAUUUCAAUGACUCAUCAUCAUCAUCAACAUCAACAUCAACAUCAACAUCCAGUUAUCUUUAACCAUAAUCAAAAUGGUUCAAUGCCUCGAGAUUGUCUUCUUCAUAGACUUGAUAUGAAAAUUGGAUGUGAUUGUAAUGGAGAUAUUGGUAGGUGGGGUUGUAUUCAAAUGGGUUCUUCAAGCAUUUUACAUCCAACUUCUCAUGGAUCUUCAUUGGGUUUCAUACCAAAUAUCAGAUCUUCUUCUACUUCAUACUAUCCUUCUAGCUUCUCAUGA
Molecule: messenger RNA, 1080 nt
Organism: Lactuca saligna
Lineage: Eukaryota; Viridiplantae; Streptophyta; Magnoliopsida; Asterales; Asteraceae
Source: the annotation of a GenBank genome assembly